AUGGAGAUGCCAAUCUUUAGCUUGAGAUUACAGUGGUGGGUUUUGCUUGUUAACCUUGUCAUUUGCAUUAGUUCGCAGACGUUGGAAUCACUUUCCAGCACGCCCAAUUUUGGAAAUGAAACCGAUAAGCUUGCAUUGCUCACCAUCAAGAAUUAUCUGGUUGAUGUUCCGAAUGGAGUUAUGAGUUCCUGGAAUGACUCACUGCAUUUCUGUCAUUGGCAGGGGGUUACAUGCAGUCGCCGACGUCAGAGGGUCACAGCCUUGAGGUUGGAGGGUCAGAGCUUAGCUGGUUCCUUACCUCCUAUUGGGAACUUAACAUUCCUGAGAGAGUUGGUGUUGUCCAACAAUAACUUGCAGGGUUCUAUCCCCACUGACAUUGGUCUUUUGAGACGAAUGCAGCAUCUCAAUCUCAGCACAAAUUCUCUCCAAGGUGAGAUUCCCAUUGAGCUGACCAACUGUUCAAACCUCAAGACUGUGGACUUAACAAGGAACAAUCUGACCGGGCAGAUUCCCUUGCACGUUGGCCAUAUGUUGAAACUCCUACUUCUAUGGCUUGGUGCCAACGAUCUAACAGGGGUUGUCCCAUUUACUUUGGGAAACCUGUCAUCUCUUCAACAUCUGUCCGUUGCAUACAAUCAUUUGGAGGGAAAUAUUCCACAUGAAUUAGGUCGUUUGAAGAGCUUGAAAUAUUUAUAUUUGGAUGUAAAUAACCUAUCUGGUAUGAUUCCUCCCUCACUCUAUAAUUGGUCAUCUGCCAUUGAAUUUUUUGUAUCUGGCAACAUUCUGUCUGGAAAUUUUACUCCAAACAUGAGGUUUAAUUUUCCUCAACUCUGCAAGUUUGGCAUAGCAGGGAAUCAGUUUACGGGAGUAAUUCCAGAUACACUAUCCAAUAUUUCAGGACUUGAACAUUUAGAUCUAGGUAACAAUUAUCUAACUGGCCAAGUCCCUGAUAGCUUAGGAGUGCUCAAGGAUCUCUAUUGUUUAAGACUUGUCAAUCUACAGGCCAAUAAUUUCAGGGGCGUGUUACCCAUCUCCAUUGUUAAUCGCUCAACCCAUCUGGAGAAGCUUAUCAUAGGAGACAACAAAAUAUCUGGAAGCAUCCCAAAAGAGAUUGGAAACCUGAUCAGCUUAACUGUUUUCAGUGCAAUGCGGAAUAAUCUCACUGGUGUCAUUCCCACUUCAAUUGGCAAGCUUCAGAAUUUAAGAGUAUUCGAGUUAAAUUGGAACAGGCUAUCAGGUCUGCUCCCAUCCACCCUCGGGAACUCAAGUCAACUAUACUACCUUGACAUGGGCUACAACAAUUUGGAAGGGAACAUUCCUACAUCUCUCAGGAACUGCCAAAAUAUGGAAAUUCUUUUCCUCGAUCACAAUAAGUUGAAUGGUAGUGUACCUGAAAAUGUCAUUGACCAUUUCAAUCAGUUGAGAUCACUCUACCUACAGCAAAACACAUUCACCGGUUCUCUUCCAGCAGAUUUUGGUCAACUGAAAAACCUAAAUCAGUUACUUGUUUCUGACAACAACUUGUCAGGGGAAAUCCCCAGGGAACUUGGCAGCUGUUCGGUAUUAGAGUACCUCGACGUGGCAAGAAACUCCUUCCAGGGAAACACCCCCCUGUCCUUUAGCUCUUUGCGAGGAAUUCAAAUCCUAGAUCUUUCGUGCAACAACUUGUCUGGAAUGAUUCCCAAAGAACUACAACAUCUUUCCGCUUUGCUGAGUUUAAAUCUGUCUUAUAACUACCUUGAAGGUGAGGUUCCAAGUGGAGGAGUUUUUAAAAAUGUGAGUGGGAUUUCAAUCACUGGGAACAAGAAGCUUUGUGGGGGAAUCCCUCAACUUCAGCUGCCAGCUUGUUCUGAUGUAGAGUCAGCAAAGCAUGGCAAGGGGAAGCAUCUUUCAACCAAAAUUGUUAUAGCCAUAAGAUUUACUGGUGUUUCUUGCUUGGCUUUCAUAGUGGCUUCAGUUCUCCGCUAUGGGAGAAAAAAGGCAGUAAUGAAGUCUUCUUCCACUUUUUUAAGAUAUGGGUACUUGAGGGUUUCUUACAAAGAGCACCUCAAGGCAACUAGUGGAUUUGCUUAUUCCAACUUGAUUGGCAUGGGAAGUUUUGGUUCCGUAUACAAAGGAAUUCUAAGUCGAGGCGAAAGACCUGUUGCAGUGAAGGUACUGAACCUUCAACAACGUGGAGCUGCCAAGAGUUUCACGGCUGAGUGCAAGGUCCUCAGGAAUAUUCAGCAUCGGAAUCUGCUUCGAAUCAUAACUUCAUGUUCAAGUGUGGACAACAAAGGUUGUGAUUUUAAGGCUCUAGUAUUUGAGUUCAUGCCUAAUGGGAACCUAGAUAGCUGGCUGCAUCAUGAAUCCAGAAAUUUAAGCUUCAGACAAAGAUUGGAUAUCGCAAUUGAUGUGGCUAAUGCUCUGGAUUAUCUUCAUCACCAAUGCCAGACACCAAUUGUUCAUGGGGAUCUAAAGCCAAGCAAUGUUCUUCUUGAUGAUGACAUGGUUGCCUAUGUUGGGGACUUUGGGUUAGCCAAGCUCAUUCCUGAGGCCACCGAGAUUUCAAGUAGUGAUCAAACCAGUUCAGCCCUGCUGAUGGGAUCCAUCGGUUAUGUGGCUCCAGAAUACGGAAUAGGUGGCUCCAUGUGGCCUCAAGGAGAUAUGUACAGCUAUGGCAUCCUUUUGCUGGAGAUGUUGACCGGAAAGAGACCAACAGAGCACAUGUUUUCGGAUGGUUUGAGCCUUCACAGUUUCUCGAAGAUGGCAUUGCCAGAACGGGUGAUGGAGAUUGCCGAUUCAAACUUGGUUGGGGAGUCAGGUGAAGCAAUCAACAAUAUAGCAAAUCACGGUGAUAUGGAAAGUAGAAUGCAGCAUUGCCUUGCUUCAAUUGCGAGAAUUGGAGUAGCAUGUUCUGAAGAAUCACAUGGUGAUCGUAUGGACAUCAAAGACGUGGUGAUGGAACUGAAUAUCAUUAAGGAAGUGUUUCUUGGGGUAGGAAUCCAUGGGGAGAGACAUAUCAGGAUGCAACUACCUGCGGAAGGAACAUCUCAGCUCGGUGGUGACUGAA
This is a messenger RNA of Vitis riparia (riverbank grape), 3052 nucleotides long. Its product is annotated as putative receptor-like protein kinase At3g47110. Bases 1 to 3051 code for a protein of 1016 amino acids. Gene Ontology annotation, biological process: protein phosphorylation. Gene Ontology annotation, molecular function: protein kinase activity; protein binding; ATP binding. The transcript has 3 exons. The record is from RefSeq and is a predicted model, not a curated record. Lineage: Eukaryota; Viridiplantae; Streptophyta; Magnoliopsida; Vitales; Vitaceae.